Molecule: messenger RNA, 2731 nt
Organism: Scatophagus argus
Lineage: Eukaryota; Metazoa; Chordata; Actinopteri; Scatophagidae
Gene: srxn1
Product: sulfiredoxin 1 homolog (S. cerevisiae)
Exons: 3
Coding region: 316-762 (148 amino acids)
Biological process (GO): cellular response to oxidative stress
Cellular component (GO): cytoplasm
Molecular function (GO): sulfiredoxin activity
Source: RefSeq, a predicted model, not a curated record
UGCUCAGGAACACCAAACAGCAGAUGGACACAGUUAGCCGCUAGCAUGCUAGUGAACACAGUGAAGCAUUGAGCUGCUGAAGAGUCAGAUAUGUCCCUGUCAGAUAUGAGGAUUUGUUAGAGACCAAAAUAAAUAAAUAAAUAAAUACACAGAGCUAAAAGAGAUUUCAAGAGGCCUAAGCGAGGGUGGAGUACAUCUGUGAUUGACAGUGAGGACGACCAAUCAAAACCCUCCAUUGAACUACGCACUCCGCAAACAAGCUAGCACAGAGGAAGUGAAGAAGCUCUCAUGCAUGACAUAACUGAGACAAAGUAAAUGUCAAGAAUGUGGUCCCGAAGUAUAACUCGGGUGAAGCCAGUCGUAUUAUCCCGUCUGGACAAGUCGUCAAUGUCCACUCAGUCCAGCGCGGCGGACGUUAGAAACAGCGACAACAGGUCGAUUCACUCGGACAGCGUCGAAGAGGUCCAUAACGUCCCGAUGGAUGUCAUCAUCAGACCGAUUCCUCCGGUCCUGGAUGAGCUGAAAGUUCAGAGUCUGAUGCACACAAUAAAGGAGACAGCAGACCUUAGUGUUGUUCCUCCCAUUGAUGUGCUUUGGAUCAAAGGCAGAGAAGGGGGAAAUUACUUCUACUCUUUUGGAGGCUGUCACAGGUUUGCUGCCUAUCAGAGGUUGAACAUGCAGACCAUCCCGGCCAAGCUCAUCAAAUCAAACGUCUCGGACCUUCGCACCUACCUGGGAGCUUCUACGCCUGACCUGCGGUGACGCUGGAGCAGAGGAACGUGGCUCAGGGGACUCGCACGGAGUUUGACUCUGUUGUUGCAUCUGAAGGACUGCAGAGCAAAGGAUUUACCAGCAGGGGGGAAUGUAACUCUUCAGUAAAACUAAUGACACUUCUCGUUUGAAACCACGGGAAAUUUAAUUUAUAGAACGUCUGUGUGUGUUUCUAGGUUUGUGUUUUGAAAGUUAAGCACAUAUGUAUACAGGAGACUUUAAUAGCAACUGUCGCUUAAUAUCAUUAACAUUCAAACACUUUAUGUACAUGAAGAGCAGCUUACUGUCCUGAAGUUAUUUACAUAUUUGACAAAUAUGAAAGGGCUGUAGCUGAGUCACUACAUGGCAGGUUUUGAGGCCUUUUUAUUCAGUAGGAAAAGCACAUGUAUCACUAAUAGCAGUAGCAUUGUUUCUUUUAUAUUCAAUUGUCCCAAACAGAAUGGGGAAAAACUCCCAUUACUCUGACUAUGGAGUGUGUAUUAUUCCAAGAUGGCUAUCUCACCGGUAAGCGGUGACAGCAUAGUCUAAUCUAAAUGGGUUACUUAACAUGUUUUAGCUGUUUUGUUAACAAGUGAAACUAGAUAUAAACGAAGUAUAGGCCAUUUUAAAUUAACUGAAUUGAAUGUUUGUGUUCAGUGUCAAUAUCAGAUUUUAAGAUGUAAAUGUGGCAUUUUCAGCCAUUUUACCAGUGCUUUGAUAAAACUUUCGGCAGCUCUCAUUAAAUGUUAGAUAUCGCUGCUGUCAGAAUUUCCCGGUAAUUACAGCUACAGUAGUUACAAGUUACAAGUCAGAGUAUUUUAUUUCUAAAUGGGCUGCUCAUCUUUGUAGUGACUCCUGACUGACAUGAUGUGAACAUAACAUGUUCAAAAUGUACUAUUUAAUUUACUAUAUCUACUGUGUAUUUACUUACAUUUCAUAAAAAUUGUUUGGAUAUAUACAUAUAUGUAUAUACAUAAAUAUGGAUGUAUAUAUAUAUAUGCACUAUAUAGUAGUGUCCUCAAAAAUUCAACAGUAAAAUGAUAAAAGGUGUGUCCAUGGCCCUACUUUCCACACAGUGCCAUCAUUUAUUUUAUAAUGUACUCGUGUGCUUUUCCUUCAUGUCAAAAUGUCUUCCAGUGAAAAGGGUGUUUUGUAUCCUUUUGCAUGGGACUGGGAUUCAGUAAGCUGUCCUUGAAGUUCACCGUUUGAGUUGGUCCUACUGAGCAUUGAGGAAGACUCAAAUACAAGUUGUCUCAAAUUCAAGUUAUUUUAGUCUGAAAUUAUAUCAAAACAUCACUGUUGUCUUUUUUGUGGCGCUGCUGUUAAUUUUAGAAAUCAAACGGUGUGAAGCUGCUUUGUGUGCAGCAGCAGAAUAUGAGCAACAUGCUGUAAAAUUACUAAGCAGCGACAGAGUAGAAUAUUUUAAUUCUUACCACAACUUUACAAAAUCCCACAUUUAACAGAUUGUGAUGUUUCAGGCAGCACAAAAGGGUUAGGUAAAAGAAGAAGAAGCCUACAGACCAGAUGGUGUCAGUUGUUAUGAGAAGAUCAGGCUGACAGCAUCUCACAUCACAAUGCAAGAUGAGUCUGCUCUUCUUACUUCCCAUAUGGUCUAGCGGUUAGGAUUCCUGGUUUUCACCCAGGCGGCCUGGGUUCGACUCCCGGUAUGGGAACAAUGUUUCUGUGAUUUCCCAGUUAUGGGACUAAUAAUGGAUUAUAGCAGAAUAUAUAUAUAAAGGAAGGAUGUUAUGAUCAUCAGUUUUUCUUAUACAUCAUCUCUUACAGAGCUCCUCCUGUACCCCUCCACAUUGUUUUGUUUUUCUUUUUGCCAAAGAAAAGGGGAGGAGUGGUAAACACAGCCUGGGUCAGUUCAUAUGAAAACCCACCUUUGCCAAGCUUUUUCCACUCUUACUUGAAAUUGCCAUCAGAUAAAAUCUUUUGUGUAAAAAAAUAAAAUAAUCCCAUUACUCUUCAUACUGUA